CUCUCUUCAUGGCUUUAUACCUCUUUCAUGAAGGCAUUAGACGGUACUACCUUGCGACGGGCUCCUCCUGCAAACUUAGAUAUUACACCGGUUCUACAUCACUUUCGCCGCCUUGGCCCCAAUGUUCAUCUUUCACCAGCUCAAUUAACUGCCAAGAUUUGUUGGCUGUUGGCCGUUUGUGGUUUCAUGCGCCCUUCGGACAUCGAACGCACGGAUUUGGACGGUUGUCUCAUCGACGAAGCUUCCGGUAAACUCACGCUCACCGUUGUGUGUCCCAAAGAACGUCGCCAAGGCCAGCGCAUCACCAAAACCAUCAGCAUCGAUUCGCACGAGGAGCCUCUUUUCUGCCUAGUGGCCGCUUUUGCAGUAUACAAGACACGCUUUGCGUCACAGCCAUGUCAUGCUCCCCAUCCUGUCUUAUCCGCACACAACAUCAACUUCUUUAUCCGUGAUCUGCGCAAUACUUCUCAACACAUCGGUUCACAACGAAUUGGCAAGCACAUCAAUUUCAUUAUGGCUCUUAUCCCAGUCCCCCCUGGCGGACGGCGUACACGGGCUCGGGUCCUUGGCUCUACACGAGCCGCACGGGCGGGCGCUGCAGUAGACGAUAUAGUCGCCCAUAGUUCUUGGUCGUCACAUCAGAUGUUCGAUUUGAUUUACUGGGUUUCACGCGAGACGCGUUCCAAUUUCUCGUCCUUGGCC
Zychaea mexicana is the source of this 702-nucleotide messenger RNA. RefSeq lists its product as uncharacterized. NCBI's taxonomy places the organism in Eukaryota, Fungi, Mucoromycota, Mucoromycetes, Mucorales, Lichtheimiaceae. The transcript has a single exon. The annotation marks the transcript as partial. The record is from RefSeq and is a predicted model, not a curated record.